Messenger RNA from Anoplophora glabripennis (Asian longhorned beetle), 1157 nucleotides. RefSeq names its product adenylate kinase (gene Ak2). Gene Ontology annotation, biological process: ADP biosynthetic process. NCBI's taxonomy places the organism in Eukaryota, Metazoa, Arthropoda, Insecta, Coleoptera, Cerambycidae. The transcript has 4 exons. The record is from RefSeq and is a predicted model, not a curated record. Gene Ontology annotation, molecular function: AMP kinase activity; ATP binding. Gene Ontology annotation, cellular component: cytoplasm; mitochondrion. The coding region runs from base 221 to 958 and encodes 245 amino acids.
UAAUUUUCGGACUAUUUAAUUUCGGCUUUAUGUCACUUCCCUUCCCUGUCUUUGACAGUGAACAACAGUAACAGAAAGCUGCAGAUUGCGAUUGUCGGUUAAAGGGGGAACGAAGUGGCUGAUAGUUUUUGAGGUUAACUGUGUUGUUCAUUUACAUUUAUUUAGUUGCGUUGCCUGUAAUUUUAUCAAGAGCGGCUGAGUGUUUGGUUAGAAUUGAAGAAUGGCUCCUCUAGCUGCCCAAAAAGUUGCUCCCGUCCCUGAGGGUGCCGAUCAACCUGAUGGUAUUAAAGCUGUUCUAUUGGGACCACCUGGAUCAGGAAAGGGUACUAUGGCUCCCAAGUUGAAAGAAAAGUAUUGUGUUUGUCACCUGUCAACUGGUGACAUGCUUCGUGCUGAAAUUCAAUCAGGAUCAAUCCUAGGCAGUAAAUUAAAAAAAAUUAUGGAUGAAGGAAAACUGGUAAGUGAUGAUUUAGUUGUUAAUAUGAUCGACAAGAACCUGGAUAAGCAAGAAUGUAAAAAUGGAUUUCUACUCGAUGGUUUUCCGAGAACAGUCGUGCAAGCAGAAAAGUUAGAUGAUCUAUUGGAAAAGCGCAAUACUCAACUAGAUGCAGUGGUAGAAUUUGGUAUAGAUGAUAAUUUGCUUGUUAGACGUAUAACUGGCCGCUUAAUCCAUCCAGCUAGUGGUAGAUCUUAUCAUGAGGAAUUUGCUCCACCAAAAAAAACAAUGACUGACGAUAUAACUGGGGAACCUUUAAUCAAACGGUCUGACGAUAACGUGGACGCUUUGAAAAAACGUUUAAAUGCAUAUCAUACCCAGACUAAGCCUUUAGUUGACUAUUAUCAAAUAAGGGGUAUUCAUUACCGCAUUGAUGCGUCAAAGCCUAUUGCUGACGUGUUUAAAAGUAUCGAUUCCAUUUUCUUAAAAGAAAAAAGAGCAUCUGCAUCCCCCAGACUGUGAAUAUGAAGUCUGACAACUGUCCUUUGUUCAUUGCAUUCUUUUUAAUAGAAUUUUCCAUCCAUAGUGGUUAUGUGUAAAGUUGUAUGGUGUUUAUUUUUACUUGAAUGUGCAGUACAUUAUCAGGAUCAAUUUUCAAAAUGUUAACAUGGCACAGUUGUAUUGUUUUAAUAAAUAAAGGUUUAUAAAAUUGUUUAAAUUA